Benincasa hispida (wax gourd) is the source of this 1878-nucleotide messenger RNA. Its product is annotated as phenylacetaldehyde oxime monooxygenase CYP71AN24-like. Gene Ontology annotation, molecular function: monooxygenase activity; oxidoreductase activity, acting on paired donors, with incorporation or reduction of molecular oxygen; iron ion binding. Lineage: Eukaryota; Viridiplantae; Streptophyta; Magnoliopsida; Cucurbitales; Cucurbitaceae. The record is from RefSeq and is a predicted model, not a curated record.
CUUAUACAAUUCACAAAACCAUACACUCAAGAAAGAGAUGGAGAGAGUAAUGGAUCCAAUAUCCCACAAAAAUGUCCACCAUCUUCUACAGCAAAUUACUCAAUCUGCAUAUGAAAGCAUCAUUAUUCACAUCAAUCCCAUCUCUUUUCCUCUCAUCUUCCUCUUCCUCUUCCUCUUCUUUCUACUUUCACUCAAACUCUUAUCCACCAAAAACACCAAAGUUAACUUACCACCUUCACCACCACAGCUCCCAAUAAUUGGCAACCUUCACCAACUAGGCAGCCUUCCACACCGUUCACUGGCAUCUCUUGCAGAGAAAUAUGGCCCUCUAAUGCUCCUCAAACUAGGCCAAACCCCAACUCUCAUCGUCUCAUCAGCAAAACUAGCCAAAGAAGUAAUGAAGUCCUAUGACACCAUCUUCUCAAACAGAGCCCAAAACACAGCUGCAAAAUCCUUAACUUAUGGAUGCCAUGAUGUGGCCUUUGCUUCUUAUGGAGAGUACUGGAGACAGGCCAGAAAAUUGUGUGUUUUGGAGCUUCUAAGCACCAAAAGAGUGGAAUCUUUUCAACAUAUUAGAGAUGAAGAAGUUGCAAAGCUUGUGAAAAGGAUUGGUGGGGUUUCAUCGAGUGUGAUCAACCUCAACCAAGUUCUGAUAUCAACUUCAAACAAUAUAGUGGGGAGAUGUGUUUUGGGAGAGAAGUAUGUGAACGUAAAUGAUGAAUUUGGAGAAGUGACGAGGAAGGACAUGGAGUUGUUGUCGGGGUUUUGUGUUGGGGAUGCGUUUCCUUGGCUUGGAUGGAUUGAUGCGUUGAGGGGAUUUCAUGGACAACUCAAAGCUAGUUUUCAAACAUUGGAUAGGCUUUUUGAGAAAACGAUUGAAGAACAUAAUGAAAAAAUGAAGAGUGGUGAUCAUAAUGGAUCUUGUGAGAAGGAUUUUGUUGGGAUUAUGCUAAAGUUGCAACAACAAGACACUCUUGAUUAUCGUUUCACUAUAGAAGACUUCAAAGCAAUUUUGCUGGAUAUGUUUGUAGGUGGAACUGACACAACAGCAACAGGAUUGGAAUGGACAAUGGCAGAAUUGAUGAGAAAUCCAACAGCCAUGAAAAAAGUUCAAGAGGAGAUUAGAACAAUAGUUGGAGAGAAAACAAAGAUUGAAAUAAAAGACACACAAAAGAUGGAGUACAUGAAAUGUGUUAUAAAAGAAUCUCUAAGACUCCACCCACCAGUUCCUCUAUUGCUGCCAAGAGAAACAAUGGGAAGUGUCAACCUUGAAGGCUACCAUAUUCCACCAAAAACCAAGGUCUGGAUCAAUGCUUGGGCAAUUCAAAGAGACCCCAAAAUCUGGGAAAGCCCAAAUCAGUUCACUCCAGAGAGAUUCAUGCAUGAAAAGAAAUCAGUUGAUUUCAAAGGCCAUGACUUUGAGUUGAUUCCAUUUGGGAGUGGAAGAAGAAAGUGCAUUGGAAUGUCAUUUGGGAUUGCUUCUUUUGAAUAUGUAUUGGCCAAUCUUCUUUAUUGGUUUGAUUGGAAGCUCCCAGCUGGUGAGUUGUUGGAUAUGACUGAACAGCAUGGCCUCUCUGUUUUCAAUAAACAUUCUCUCAAACUCAUUCCAAUUCCAUAUUCUGUGUAAUUUUUGGUGUUUGAUCCUUAACUAUUAGGUAUUGAGUGAGUGAGUAUAAAUAAUAAUGUGUUUGUUAUAAUUAUGAAGUGAAUGAGCCUCUUUUAUAAGAGUUACCGUAUCGUUUGCUUAUGAAUGAUUGUAAAAUAUGUGUAGAAAAGUUGGGGGUUAUUUUUCACCUAUAUAUACCUUUGGGGAAUAAUUUUGGUCUUAUGGUGAAUAUAGUUGUUUCACUUAAUCAUUGUAUGUAGUUGGCCAGCAAU